AUGGAAGGUUUGGUGGGUUUAUGUACCAUCACUCCAGUUAGUCCCUCAUAUAGGCAGCAUCAUUCUCUUUUCAUUCCACGUAUUUCCCUACAACUGAGGAAGCAGCUAAUGCAAAGCAGUCUCGUGACCAUGAAACAACAUCGUCCAUUUAAGUUAGUUGCUGCUUCAACUGAACCAUUAAAAACCUCAUUGGGACAGUUCGAUAACACUCUGCCAUCUAAAGAAGUGCUUGACCUUUGGAGAAGAGCUGAUGCGGUGUGCUUUGAUGUCGAUAGCACUGUGUGCCUUGAUGAAGGCAUUGAUGAACUUGCAGACUUUUGUGGAGCUGGGAAAGCUGUUGCAGAAUGGACAGCAAGGGCGAUGGGUGGUUCUGUUCCUUUCGAGGAUGCAUUGGCUGCUAGAUUAUCUCUAUUCAAACCAUCCUUGUCUCAAGUUCAAGACUUUUUGGAAAAGAGACCUCCUAAGAUUUCUUCUGGCAUAGAUGAGUUAGUCAAGAAGCUCAAGUCCAAGAAUAUCAAUGUUUACCUGAUCUCUGGUGGCUUCCGACAGAUGAUAAAUCCCGUUGCAUCAGUCCUGGGCAUUCCAGUUGAUAAUAUAUUUGCCAACAACCUUCUAUUUGAGAGUUCAGGAAAGUUUCUAGGGUUUGAUGCAAAUGAGCAUACAUCAAGGAGUGGAGGAAAAGCUACUGCUGUGCAGCAGAUAAGAAAGGCUCAUGGAUACAAAGCUAUGGUAAUGAUUGGGGACGGUGCAACUGAUCUUGAGGCCCGAAAACCAGGUGGUGCUGACUUAUUCAUCUGCUACGCUGGUGUUCAGCUCCGGGAGGCUGUUGCAGCAGAAGCUGAUUGGCUUGUUUUCAGUUUCACAGACCUGAUUAACUCUCUGGAAUAA
This is a messenger RNA of Linum trigynum, 888 nucleotides long. NCBI's taxonomy places the organism in Eukaryota, Viridiplantae, Streptophyta, Magnoliopsida, Malpighiales, Linaceae. The record is from the annotation of a GenBank genome assembly.